This is a messenger RNA of Liolophura sinensis, 4345 nucleotides long. Its product is annotated as testis-expressed protein 11-like. The transcript has 28 exons. The record is from RefSeq and is a predicted model, not a curated record. Gene Ontology annotation, biological process: synaptonemal complex assembly; male meiosis chromosome segregation; meiotic cell cycle. Bases 1783 to 4212 code for a protein of 809 amino acids. Gene Ontology annotation, cellular component: central element. Gene Ontology annotation, molecular function: protein binding. NCBI's taxonomy places the organism in Eukaryota, Metazoa, Mollusca, Polyplacophora, Chitonida, Chitonidae.
CAUUGCCAACUUCACGGUAUUGUUUAUCUACAAUGAUAUCCAUGGUUUGUAAAGUCACUAAGGCGUUUAUAAGUUAUAAUGUGCGCAAUGCAUACAUGUAAUUUCUCAAAUUACUACAUGCACCGAGACAACAGAAAAGCACACCUAAGAAGUAAAGUUAAAGAUAAGUGUAGAACUGCAAGAUUUAAGGUUGAUGCUGUUGUUGUUGUUAAUUUCUGUAUGUUCACAAACAACUAGGCCUUUCAACAACAACAGCAUUGCGGUCAAAUCAUGUUACCUAAAAUGUGCAGUCGUAAGAAUGGAUAAUUUACUGGUGAUUUGAGAUCGCUGGACAGUUCUUCAAUUUACCAAGUAUUAAAAGUUCUUGGCUAAUAUUAAAUUAAGCAGUUGGAAUUGUUAAGGUAUAGCUCUACAUGUAUGUGGCCAUUUUUAUGUAUAAAUGCAUGUACAAAAUAGCUCUGUAGAAUUGUCUUUUAGCAGAAAACAGUUCACAUAAUCUGACAGGACAAAAUUUCACAUCUGGGAAAUAUAUAACAAAAAUCUCAAGUGUCCUAUUAAGGAGUUGAGAUUGAUAUUUAAAAGCAACUUAUAUGUUUGUAAGAUUUUACUUGGUUUCAACACAUUGAAAUGAUAAGCAAAACAAUUUCAUGUUGUCAAGAUGUAUGUUAGGAACUUGAACUUCUGGUAGAUGAGGAAGGAACCAGAAGCAUUGUGUGACUAUCCCAUGCAUUUUGUAAGUUUUUGCUUUUGUAAGAAUGUGAGUGUAGUAUUAAUACUGCUUUUCAGCCCGGUGAAAUUCUGUGAUAUAUGUAUUUGAUUUAUCCAUAUAGACUCAAUGUCUUUUUUUUGACAGCUAAGUUUUGACCUGCUAAGUUUUUUGGCUAUAAUUUUUUGGAAGUUCAUGGAUUUGGCUGGUUAGACUUGUUUAUUUGUAAACUGUACAAAUCAUGUUAUUUUAAAAUUCUUUUCUGAAGGAAAUUGGUAGAAGUAACCAUUGUGAAAGGAUGACAACAUUACCAGAUGUGAGAGGAUCAGCUGUUCAGCUACAAGCAAUUGUCAAAGACAUUUGCCAGGUAGGGGUGCCUGAUAAUGUGCUAACGACAAAGAUGGAGAAAGCAGAGGUGCUGCUUGAGGCUAUCCCUGAUCUGGAUUUAGGUUGCCAUGACCACAGAUGUGUACACGGCAUUGUGAGUUUUUAUUAUAUCUUCUAUCGUAACAUCCACUUAAUUCAGAUAGUGUUCUUCAAACCAUGCAUCUUUUUGGCUGGAAAAUAGAUAUCAAAAUAUCCUCCAAUCAAAUUUGCUUGGGGCAAACAACUAUAAAAUGUAUAUGAUUUAAUGGAUUUUAGGGAGACUAGUAAUAAACCCAGGAUUAUUCAACUGAGCAAUAAACCAAUUAUCAUAUGGCUUUGUUAUCCAUAAAUGUAACUUUGUAUUUCUUCAUACGGUAUAAUCACGCAAAUGUGUGUAUAAAAUAGGUGAUAACUAAAAUGAUAGUCAUUACAGCUCAGUAUAGGACAUAUUGACAGUGCCCUGUGUUAUAUUACAAUACAUCCAUCGUUUCCCUUGAAGGCCUUUAUGUAUAAUAUUGUCAUCAGCUAUUAUUUGUUUAAUUUUCAGCUUGGAAUGUUUAGCAGUACAGCUAUGGAAUCACGUGGUUACUGUGAAGAACAAAGGCUCUGUUUCUGCUCAGAACAGUGCACAGUUAAGGCACAUAAGUUGUAUUCUGGAGCAAAGAUGUAAUGAUAGUAGCCAUGAUGAGCAAGCCCUCAAGAAAGUCAUCAUGAUGAGUUUGAAAACCGGAAGAACCUGGUUGGAUCUUGGUAAUCCAAAGAGAGCAAACCUUGUCCUCCUUACUUCAACAAAGUAUGUUGAAAGACUUCAGAUGUUAAUCAUCAACAGAAAGAAUAAUGGUGAAGAUGUGGACAGGGAAAAAAAUCAGGCGGAAAAGGACAGAUUUAAGCUGCUGUGCUAUCAAGCUGAAGCUGCAAUGAUGCUAAAAAAAUUCUCAGCUGCCAGGAAUUUUAUUAUGACAUCUAAGCGGCUAAUUUCAGAUUUGCCACCAAAAGAGGGUGCUAUCCUUUCAAUGUUAUGUUACAAUUUUGGUGUGGAGGCCUUUGAACUGCAUGACUUUCAGGAAUGCGUGUUUUGGCUUCGAGAGAGUUAUGAAAUAGGAAAAGACAGAGUUGAAAUCGGCCCCAAAAACCAAGGUAGGACACUGCGGCUCUUGGCGAAUGCUUAUCUAGAAUGGAAUGAGGAAGGUCAUCUACAGAAAGCCUUAAAUGCCAUAGCAUUGGCUGAAUCGGAACACUACCAUUAUUCUGCACUCUACCUCAGGCUGAAAAUCUUGUUGCUUACUGGGGAGUCUGCAGAGAAGAUUCGCUCCUGCUUUGAGGACAUGCUGAACCACCCGGACAGCAGCCUGGAGCUAGGACUUGGCUCAGUGGACUUACUGUGCUCUUCUAACAGGAAGGAUGUCGCUGUUGAGGGUUUGAAGAAGUUGCAAUCCAAAUAUGAACACAACCCAGAUGUAGCAAAAGUUUGCACAAAGCAUCUUGAACUUUUACUCCAAGGUAAACUGGAAGAGGAAGCUAAGGCAUUUGCAGAGGAAACCAUAACAGCCCAUCAUUCUAACCGUCCUCUGGAUGCGAGUACAAGGAAAAGAUUUCAUAUGAUCUUUUGGGAGCAUGCUGCAGACUUGUUUGAGGGCAAAUGCCAUUUGGAUGCUGUACAGUGGUACAACUUUUCCCUUAGCCUCUACACACCUGAUGUCAUUUGUAACAAAAACUUGGCCAAACUCCACAGAAACCGAGUAGCCUGUUACUUAGUGUUGGGGGAUUUGCAAAAGGCUGAAGAGGCUUCCGUGCAAGCAGAGAAAGCAGAUGCUGAUUCUCCUUAUACUCAGUAUAUCCUCUUAAGGGUAGCCAUUGCUGAAGGUGAUGUGGUGAAAGCGAAACAGUCCAUUAAGGAAAUGUCUGGAAAUAUGAAGACAUAUGAAGGAGAGAAAGUGUCGCCUGAAAACCAGCAUGGUUUGAUUUGCUUGGCUGCACAGAUUGCAUUUGAGGCAAAACAGCAGGAGGUAGCCCUAGUAGCCCUGGAGGAUCUCAUUGAACUAGGGGGUGAUCCCAGCAUGGUCCUCACCGCGCUAAGGUGUACGAUCCGAUUCCAACUCACUGACAAGGACAGGACAGACUCCUCAAGGGCAGACAUGAAGAAGAUCAUCAGCUAUCUGAAAACAGGUUCUGAUCAUCUUCAACAUGCAAAAGAUGUGGAAAACAGCGAUGUAGAUGUACAGAAGGAAUCAUUAUGGUUUAUGAAAAUAGCUUGGAACAUGGCACUACAAAGUAAAGAAUGUCCUGCUGACAUGAGAGAGCUCUAUAAACUGUGCUGCAAGUUGACGUGCUUGUGCGGUGAUGAUGUGGACAACCUGAACAGACAGAAGACAUGUUUGAUGAUGGUGAUUGCCUGUGGCCUGGAGCAGGCCAGACAGACACAGGACACAGAGGGGAAGAAACAAACUCUUCAAGAAGUUCUUCUUCAGCUUGAAGAUUGCAAGCGCAUUAGUGAGAAGCUGAGAAAUGUGCAUGUAUCCGAGUCAGAUGUGAAAACGAAGGACACGACUGAGAUACUGCUGCUGUUGUAUGAAUUUGAGGCUAAAGCAAAGUUGGGAGAUCCUGAUAUUGAGAGCGUUUUAGAGAGAGCCCUAUCAAUGUCAUACUCAGAGCCCAAGACCUAUGAAACCAUGGCAGCGCUUGCAAUGGAGAGUCCAGCUCAGAACAGGGAGAUUAGCAAGAGAGCUUUGAAGGCUGCGAUAAGAAAGCACCUUCAAACAGAGCCAACUGACCUCAACCGACUCAGCCGAGCUUUCCAUAGCCUAGUUUCCAUGGCCCUGCAGGCUGGCAGUCUAUCAGACAGAUGCUGCAGUGAAGAGGCUUUCUCCUAUUACAAAGAGGUGCGGGAGAUUCUAAAUAAAGUCAAGGAGUCCUACCCAGAAAUGGAGAUCCUCUGGCUAAUGACCAAAGCCUGGAAUCAGGGGAUAUAUCUGUUCAGUGCUGAUCAGUAUGAAGAAGCUGAGAAGUGGUGUAGUAUGAGCCUCAACUUCCUCACACACCUGCCUUCCAUGAAGAGCAACUAUGAGGACCAGAUGAACACAGUGUACAGCGAAAUAUUGUCCAAGAUAGAGAACAGAAACAUUAGCAGCAUGGAAGAGUAACCCUGUGGUUUAAUUCUGAUGUUCUUCUUUUCAGUUCAUCUUGAACCCUUCAAGGCCAGAAUUUUAUCAACAACUGCCUGUACUAUUAUAUUAUGUAUUGUUAAGUUAUUAAUACAUGUAUAUGUAAUAUUUA